Molecule: messenger RNA, 6343 nt
Organism: Actinia tenebrosa (Australian red waratah sea anemone)
Lineage: Eukaryota; Metazoa; Cnidaria; Anthozoa; Actiniaria; Actiniidae
Biological process (GO): mRNA 3'-end processing by stem-loop binding and cleavage
Cellular component (GO): U7 snRNP
Molecular function (GO): U7 snRNA binding
Source: RefSeq, a predicted model, not a curated record
GACAAUUAGUGCUAAGUUAUCAUUGAAUAACACGACAUAUUGGGUCUGCUGGCCAUAGCUAGCAAGGGGUCAAUCAUCAAUCAUCAACGGUCUGGGGGCAAACUAACAUCUCCCUGAUUAACCUGUGAAUUCAGGGUUACCGGCCGUCGGGGCCGAAAUCKCCGGCAUAGCUGUAAAUGCUUUACGCUGCCAUACUGCUCCUUAGCACUACGCCUAAGUUUGGAUAAUAAUCAAAAAAGCUGGAGUCAGUACUUAGCACAUAAAAUUUUAAACAGCUUAACCAUAUGUUGAACUACGACCUCCCAUAUACAAUAUCAUAGAAAAUCACUUUAUAAUAUUAARCAAGUGUCGAAAAAUAACGAAAAGAGAAGAGGAGAGAAAGGAGAAUAUUUACCAGUCCCAUCCCCCUCCCCGCUUGGGAUUAUUAGACUUCAAAACUCCAAGGGGACUGAGCCCUAGCUUUCCAAAACAAAAUGGCGGACAACGAAGCACAUUUGCUGGAGAAAGAACAAAGUUUAGACUUUCUUUCUGCAAGCUUUGAUCCUCUUAAAGCUCUAUACACAAAAGAUCUAAAACCUCCUAUACCUAGUAUACAGGUUUUUAACAACCUUGGUGAAUAUGCACGURUUAUUAAGGAGGGAAAACCCAAAGCUGUGGCGCCAAAAGAUCCAAGAAAAACAGCAAGCUUACGUCGUGCAUCGAGUAAGAGGACAAGGAACUUGAAGCCAGAAUACAAACCACCUGAUAUUAGUACAAGAUUAAAAGCAAUAGCAACCACUACGGUAGCUCAAGGAGAUUCGUUAUCUAGUGAGAAGCGAGUUAGUAUUUCUGGCCAAGAUGAAGAUGGUUUGUCAAAAGAGCAGGGRAAAAAUGCCUUGGGUUUUGGGAGAGGACAAAGCAGAAAGAAAAAAUAUAUGAAUGUGCUGGAGAAGAUGGACGCAUGUGCCACUGGGCCCCUAAGCAUACUUUACAAAUGUCUGUACGAGAGAUACAAGGUGCAAGUAUGGAUACGAAAGUACAAAGGAUUAAGGAGUGUCUUAACUGGAUAUGUUAUUGCCUUUGACAAGCAUAUGAACUUGGCUUUGAUGGAUGUUGAUGAAGUUUACACAACUGAAGAUUUCCACAGGAAUGAAUGCUGUUCAAAGGAGGGAGGGAAAACAAAGAAGAAAAAGAAGAAAAAGAAAAGAAAACAGAAAAGUCACUUAAAUCAGAUAAAAGAAAACCUUAUGGACACAGAUAAAAAAGAAAAUAUUUCUGUAGGAUAUAUUCCACCAUGUGAUAAAAUUACUGAAAAAUCUGUUCUUGAAUUGAAAGAAAAUUUUAUACCCCCUUCAAUUGAGAGUACUACAGCACAGGAUGUUGGAACAGAUUUGACACAGGUUGUUGACCUAAACAGACCAUUUAAAUCUUUAAAAUCAGAUAGCCGAAAAACAGUAUUUAAGAGCAGCGGCGAAGAAGGUACACAAUUUACGAUAAUGAAAGAUGAAGAAACAAGUUCCUCAUUGGUAACAACUAAGGAAAGUGAAAAGACAGAAAUGCUUUCUGCAGACCAGCUUGCUGUCCUGAGCAGGCAGUGGGCUGAUCAACAAAGACAGGAGAGUAAAAACGCUCUUGAUUCUCAACAACAAAUCAAUGACCUAACAGAGUCAUCAAUGGAUAUAGGUUCUGAGCAAACUGGCUAUUUAUUUUCCCAUGAUUUAAAAGUGAGAGUACCUGCACAAGAAGACAUGGAGUCACAAGAUAUGGAAUUCACUGUAGUUGGGAUUUUUCAACCAGCUUCUGUGAUAGAAAGCAAUAAUGAUAGAAGUGCGAUGUUACCCGAUAAUCUUGAAAUUAAUGUCCCUCUUUUGUUCUCAGACAGUAUUGUUAGAAAGGAAGGAGUGAAAGACCACACAGCACAACUGGACAAACCUGUUACACCUGAUACAGGACUUGUUUUGCCUUGUGUAGAUAAAGAUGGAGAAUUGAAAGCCCAUUCUUUGCAAUCAGACAAUCCUGUAUUACCUGAUUCAGAGCCUGCUUUGCAUAGUGGUGAUUCAAAUGACCUAGUUAUGCAACUGGACAAACCUGAAGAACCUUUUUCAAAACCUGUUUUGCAUGGUACAGAUAUAUGUGGUGAUUCAAAUGACCAAGUUAUGCAACUGGGCAGACCUGAAGAACCUGUUUCCAAACCUGUUUUGCAUGGUACAGAUAUAUGUGGUGAUUCAAAUGACCAAGUUAUGCAACUGGGCAAGGCUGAAGAACCUAUUACAGAACCUGUUUUGCAUAGUAUAGACAUUCAACUCGAUAAACCUGAAGAACUUGUUUCAAAACCCGUUUUGCAUAGUACAUAUGUAGGUGAUGAUUCAAAUGACCAAGUUAUGCAACUGGAAAAACCUGAAGAACCUGUUUCAAAACCAGUUAUGCAUAUCAACAAUAGAAAUGAACAGGCAAAUGGCAAAGUUAUACAACCAGAUAAACUUGUCACACCUACUGCAGAAUCGUUUUUGAACAUUAUCGAUCUAGAUGGGAAUACAGCUCAAAAUGAUGAAUCCCUUGCUUCAGAAACUGGCAUCACUAAUGGAAAGUCUCUUGUUUGCGAGGGAAGAUCCGAAGAAAGAGACUUGUCACGUGUUUGUGAUUUUAGUGAUCAUGAUAUCACUACAGGUAACCCCAACGAUGAAUCAGUUACUGCGGUAAGUUGUGACACUGGUGAAGACUCUAUUAUCUGCGAGAGAAAUCCUAAGGAAGGAGAUUUAUCACGGGAACUCGUCACAUUGAACCCAGAAAGACUCAACCCUCAAAAAGAGGUGGGAAAUUAUUGCGGACGUUUGGGAGAAUUGGACGCACGCGUUGAAUCUGAAGAAGAAGAAAAGACUACGCGUUUACAAGUAAGUACUGCACAAAACGAAGAUGAAAGCAGUUCGUUGGAAGGCGAAGACGUAAAGAAAACCAAAGAAAUAUGCCUAACUAUCGAGGAAAAUGAGAACAAUUGCAAUAACAAUAAAAUUGAAUAUCAGGGAGUGAGUGAAAAUAUUGGAAAUGUGAACCAGGAAGAACAAUGUUGUGACUUGGAAAAAGAAAAGGUUGAAGAGAGUAGUACAGGAGAACCAAGACAGAAAGAGAAGACUGACACUCGUCAGGAUAGUAGAUGUCAGCUGGAUGGGAAGAAUAAGGGUAUCGAAGGAAGAGAACCAAGACAGAAAGAGAAGACUGACACUCGUCAGGAUAGUAGAUGUCAGCUGGAUGGGAAGAAUAAGGGUAUCGAAGGAACAGAGAAGAAUACACAACAAAGUGAAGCGAGGGAGAGAGAGGGAGUAGCUGAAGGUGAAUAUGAAAAGAAAAAAGCAGAUGAAGACAAAGCCAUUGAAAGUGAGAAGGAAGAAGGAGAAAUAACAUCCAGUGAUGACGAAGAACCCGCUCAGAACGCAAGGCCUCAAGUGGACCAACACAGGCAUGGUGAAACCAACGACGAUCAGCCGAAGAAGUUAUCCGUGUGGGAUCGACUGGGUAUUAAAGGUCGGGCUAGGAAGGAGGAGACAGCAAGAAGAGGUGGUGGAAAAAGCUACGAAAAGAAAAGGGGAGAUGAAAAGAAGCAGGAGCUGCAAAGCAAUAAAAAUGACGAGAAGAAAAGCAAAGAUCAAAGGCGAAGUACGUCGGGAGCGGAUAAUAAACGGAAAGAGGAAGGCGGAAGGAACAAAGAAAAGAAAGAGAAAAGAGAUGUGAAAAGAGAAGAGCGUAACGAGAAGAAAAGCAAAGAUGACGAGAAGAAAAGCAAAGAUGACGAGAAGAAAACCAAAGAUGACGAGAAGAAAACCAAAGAUCAAAGGCGAAGUACGUCUGGAGCGGAUAAUAAACGGAAAGAGGAAGGUGGUUGGAAGACAGAAGGAAAAGAGAAGAGAGAUAUGAAAAAAGAAGAGCGCGGAGGAUCAGUUGGCAGCGAAAAAGAGAAGAGAAAGGACGAGGUUGCUGGGAUGAAAAGGAGAGAACGACGAGGUACUGGUUCUGGGGAGCGUAAUUCUGUUAGCAGUGAUUUACAAUCAAGGAUGGACAAAGAAAGGACAGACGAAAGGAAGAAAAGAGAACAAAGGGUUGAUAUUCGUGUGGUGAAGGAUGAAGCAGAGGUGCCUUCUCGUGGUGCUAACGGUAAUGAUAAGCAAUCAAGGAAAGAGAAGAAAGGAAAGAUGGAUGGGAAGACAAGUGAAAGGAGGUCGAGUGGUUGUGAAGAAAAGGAAGGUAGGCGGCCAUCGCGGGUUGCGGCAAGGAAUGAGGCAACGGCACAACGCUUGAAGAAGGACAAAGAGAAACGUAGUGGAGAAAGCGAAAAACGACCAAGUUCAUCAAGCACUGAAAUGAAAAAGAAUGAAGCGAAACAGAUGGGAGGCUCGAGUGAUGGCGAAAAAUAUGCAAGGAGAAACAAAGAGAAGAAUACUGAUGAGGUUAAGGGACGUAGUGCGAUAAAAACUGAGGCAAAGAAAGAAGAAAGGACUGUCCAACCACAGGGUGACCGUGACAGUGAAAGGAGGUCUAAAAAUAGCACACAUCAUGAAGUUCAAGCAAGGAGAGAGAGUGGCGAUAGAAAAGAAAAGAAAGCAGCAACAUCGACAAGAAAAUCAGAACCACAGGGUGACCAACUUAAACAAAGACGAUCUUCUGAUGCUAAACAAUUGGUCUUGAAAGAAGUGUCAUCCAAUCAUAAUAAGGCAAAAGAAAUAUCUAAAGGAGAGAAAAUCAUUGAGAUUUCAAAACCAGAAAAGGGAGUUUGUUUAACUGAACAGAAAAAACACAGGCAGCCCAAGGAAGUGUCUGAACGAAGCGAGCACAAGCCUGUAAAGUCAAAACAACAGGGAGCCCAACCAAGAGAACACUGUAAAAAAGAUCAAUUGUCCGAUAAAAGGAGGCACAAAGAUACCAAAGUGGAUGAGACACAGGAAACCCAGUCUAAAAAGUCCUCCGGUGAAGUGGUUCAAGGAUUACGAAAAGAGGAGUCAAGAAGAGGAGCGGAAGUGAUGAAACAGAUUGCAAUGAACAGACUGGAAACCAGUGAAUGGGAGACUAUCAAAAAAGGACUAAGCACUGGGGAAAGGUUGGCCGAGAAUAUGAAAUCCAAUGAAAAUACGAAAGCAAAAGAGAUGGACAUCAAACAAGUCAAGGUUGGUCUGUUACCAACUCCCGUUCUCGAGAUGAAGACAAGAACAACCAGGAAAAUGACAGGACAUGAAAAGCAUAGAAGAAACAUCCAUGGCACACGUAACAUCUCAAAUGAGUCGAUUAAAAUGAAGAAAAAUGAAAAGAAUGUUCAGAAAUCCUUAGGAAAUAGUAAAAAGAGAAAACUUUCAAUGGAAAAUAGGACCGUAGGAGAAGUGAAGCGACAAAAAAGGACAGAAAUAAUUGAGAAAAGCAGUUCUAAAUCCUUGAACGUGCUUGAACAAUUCAAAGAUACAAGAAAGAAAGUUAAGAGCGACUCUGAAGUGGGAGUAAAAACUACAAGUGGCUCGACCGAAAAUGACAGGUUGUCAAAGAAAGAUAUGGGAGGGGAGGGUAGAAAGGAAAUUUGCACUGUCCGCCGAAUCGAGGUUGGUAUGGGGAAAUACUUGGAAUUCAAACGAAGACAUGUGAAUCAGUUAUUUGUACGUGGUGAUAAUGUCGUUAUGAUAGCUUAUGCCACUUGAUGGCUUCAUCGUGAAAGACUGGGCGUGGCAUCCCAGAAUGCAUAGACCUUUUCCUAGUUUCCGCAAAAUGGUGCAUUAUGGUCUAGCUUCAGUACAAACAUGUUUCGUUGUCACUCCAUAUAUGGUGUUAUUUGUACUGAAGCUAGACCACAAUGCAUCACGAAAAGACCUAUUGUGAUGACGUCAUGACCACAAUGCAUCAUGAAAAGAUCUAUUGUGAUGACGUCAUGGAAACAACCACGUAGACUAUAAGCUAUUUUAUUAACAACUUACUAGAGUGSAAACAAUAUAUCCGUGAAACACUAAUUACUAAAUUGUUCAAAAAGGUGCUAGUAAGGACUUUAAGAUUUGCAAAAUCUGCAACGGCGAUGUCUACCGGAAAUGUAAAAAACUUCACUUUUGGGGUUUCGCGUAUUCAAAGUCUGUAUUCCCUGUGGAUGAGUUGACUUUACUGACAAUGUAUUGAAUGAAAUCUCCAAUGAACAGAACCCCAGAGAGAAAUUAUUUACACUUCCGGUUGACGUCGCCGUCGUAGAUUUUGCAAAUCUUAAAGUCCUUAGUUAAACAAAAGAAAACAAUAGAAUUAGCAUAAAGUAGCGUAAGUUAGUAUUAAUAUUUGACGGAUAUAUUGUUUGAACUCUAGUGAAGAGAGAAGGUAUUUAUCAAUAAAAAUUGUGACAUCCUAUGUAUUA